Molecule: messenger RNA, 333 nt
Organism: Penicillium vulpinum
Lineage: Eukaryota; Fungi; Ascomycota; Eurotiomycetes; Eurotiales; Aspergillaceae
Exons: 1
Coding region: 1-333 (110 amino acids)
Source: RefSeq, a predicted model, not a curated record
AUGCCUACCAUCCCACCCACAAUGGAGACAACAAUCACACAAAAGUCCACAAUCAACAACGCUACAAACUUGCUCAAGCGCAGCAGUAUGAGCAACCCCGACAAAUACCCCCUCUAUAUCUUCCUCAUCAUCGCCGGCUGCGUUGUAGGCGGGCUCAUCGGGUUCAGUGUAUACACUAUGUACUAUGGCAUCGACGAGUCGGGGAAGCACAAGGACAUUUCCCACGAGCAACACAAAUACAUGCGGGAGACCAGGCAGCGGAAUUUGAAUGCGCUCGCUGUUCAGGCGGGGAGACCGGAUAUGGUUGUUCCUAUCAGGGAGUUGGAUGCUUGA